Messenger RNA from Ixodes scapularis (black-legged tick), 2673 nucleotides. RefSeq lists its product as uncharacterized. The record is from RefSeq and is a predicted model, not a curated record. Gene Ontology annotation, cellular component: nucleus. Bases 216 to 1538 code for a protein of 440 amino acids. The transcript has 9 exons. Lineage: Eukaryota; Metazoa; Arthropoda; Arachnida; Ixodida; Ixodidae.
AUCGUUCAACAACAUUGGCGCAUGGCCGGCUUAUUUUUCUCAUUUUUUUUUUUCUUCUCGUUUUGUGUGCUUGACAUUAACGUGUCUGUGCGUGGUUCGGAGUUUUGACUGUAUAUCUCAAAGUUCUAGCGGCAUGAAGAUUUGAUACAUCGUGUCCCUUCCGUACAAUGGUGUACGGAACUGAAUAACUUCGCCGCACUGUCAACGCGUCAGCAAUGGCCACCACAGAUCAAAUGAGCACGUCCCAGUGGGUGCAGUUCUUCACGGGGUCGGGCCUCCCCUCGGACGUGUGCGUUCGCUACGCGGUCAUCUUCUCCGAGAACCGCAUCCAACGCGGCAUGCUGCUGGACCUCACCAAGGAGUACCUGUUCGACAUGGGCAUCCACGCCAUGGGGGACGUCAUCGCCAUCCUCAAGCACGCCAAACACGUGCACACACAGGAGGCUCAAGAGAAGGUGAUGAACAGUGCAUCCACUGCCACUAAGUUGGCAGUGGGCAUCCCCAGCCGGUACACCCGGAAAGUGCUGGACAAGCCACAGGUCCCCACCGCAAGGGUCAGCUUCCAGGACCCCCGGGACCAGACAGACGACUCCGGGGGCGCCGUGGUGCGUCCGGUGGCCAAGCGCCGCUCGGUGGAGGAACCUGUCGCCAGCGUUGCCAAGCAGCAGAGGGGUGCCGGGUGGGGGGUGGCGGCACCUCCGCGGGAACCACCUUGGACGCCGCGGGUGGCGGCGUCCAGGGUGGCCCCCGUGGUGGCUCCGGCGCCCGUGGCGCCCCCCACGGAGGGCCCCACCCUCAAGGUACACUUGCCGUCGGGGCCAAGGGCCCAGCAGCUGCUCGAGAAGGCACAGGCGUCCUUGGGCGUCGCCACCGGAAAGCGUUCGGUGUUUGCCCGUCUGGGAGACAGCGCCGUGAGCAGCACCACCGACCUCGCACCCUCGAAGGCGGUUGCCACGGGCAGCUCGGUGUUCGGGCGCCUGGGGCCCAGCACAGAGGAGGUCCGGUCGACGAGCCUCGGCAGGAAGGGCCUGCCCCCGGCCUUCCACGGCGUGUUGGCACUGGCCGCCGAGGCGGCGGCACGGUCGCCGCCACCCAGUGCCGGCAGGGUCAUCAAGCUCACCGGAGGACCUGACAGCCGCCCGGCGUCCAGGCGGCAGGUGAUAGCGCCGUCGCCCGCUGCGACGCGCGGCCAGAGGCUUCAGUCGGCCGUGGGCUGUCCCGGGGGCCUGAUGCUCCGCAAGUCGCUCUCGGACGCGGCCUCGGACUCCAGGAUGGGGCCACGCUUCUCCUCGACUCCGGGUUCCGCACAGGCCGCCGGGGUCCGUUACCGCAUCGGACCGCAAACGAGGUCCGCAAGAACCGGCGUGGCGCCGGUCAGGACCGUGGCAAGGCCCACAAUGGUGGCAACCACCCGACAGACCGCCAGACUGGUGCCGACUUCGGCCCGGGCGGCGCUGGGUCGCUCCGGCAUCAGCGGAAGCGCCGCCGCCCCACGCAACGUCUUUAAGCGUCUCGGAAACGGAGCCGGCGCAUUCUAGGUCGUUCAUUCGCUCAUCUUUCUUGCGUUGUUGUCGUCGAGUCUUUUUUUUUUUUUUUUUUCUUUUGUCGUUCUCACGUUAUUUGUGCUUUUCUCGAAAAGAGUGGGGCGCUCGUCUUCUCUGGUGCGCCUCAAGAAGCGCUCGUAAUCCGUCGUCGUACCGGCUGAAUGGGGAAGGUUAAAAAAAAAAAAAAACCUGUACAGAGAAGACAAAAGAGGAGGCAAAACGUGCAGAGCUGCGUUUUUCCUUCUUUCCUGAACCUCUAAUCUCGGGGGUCUUUGCAACAAUAAAAAAAAAUGUCUGGGGUACUUCUUCUUUCUGGCUUAAUUUAGCUGCUUUUUCACUGUUCAUUUUUUUUUUUUUUUUUUUUUUUGAGGUUGGCUUAAUUUCUAGACGAAACUCUGUUCAGGGUGAUCAGUACUAUUUCAAAAGACUUUUAAUCGGUUAUGCUUUUACUGCAAAAUUGGUUUUCUUUGCUCGAUUUCAUCGUCGUAAGCAGCAGAUGCCUGAACUUUCACAGCUUACGUUUCUGUCAACUCUCAUUGUUAUCAGAAAAGUUGACUUGUGUACCUCUUUUUUGAAACAUAAAUUUCUGGGUCCCAUUGAUUGGGUUUAGCCAAUUAGGGUUUCACGCUUGGUAAAACUUAAUUUCCUUCACUUGCACUUACUCGUAAAUUUAUACACAUUUACCGUCGGGCAACCAUGGUACAUCUUAACUCCCUACCUGAAAACACUACCACUAUGUUGGUGUGUUUUAACAGGGUAAUUGGUAUGGUAAUGAAAUUGUGAGAGUCCGUUGCUUCCUACAUACCUGUCAGUUUCUGAUAUCUGUAACCAGCAUCAUUUUAUGUAUUCUUAUUUCCCUUCAGUGAAAGAGUAUUCGUGGCGACAAAUUUUUUUAUUUGCGUGUUCGGAGGGAUGAUUGACUACAACAACACUAAGACCAGUGAGUGGAACUUGAUGGUCUUCUUCGUGUCUUGAAGGCAUCGCUCGAGUAUGACAUCCUUCAAGAAAGAGGCGCCCCGCUUGACGGAAGCUCUGUCAAACCGCUUCUCAUCACGUCUUAGAUGUUCAUCCAUUCUUUGUUUGUUGUCAUUUUACGCUCAUCUUUGUAAUAAAAGCAACGCUCGGAAAC